Emiliania huxleyi CCMP1516 is the source of this 804-nucleotide messenger RNA. RefSeq lists its product as hypothetical. Bases 1 to 804 code for a protein of 267 amino acids. Lineage: Eukaryota; Haptophyta; Isochrysidales; Noelaerhabdaceae. The record is from RefSeq and is a predicted model, not a curated record. The transcript has 2 exons.
AUGCUGCUCCUCCCAGCGUUUGACUUGUGCAACCACCGCUCUCGUGGUCCCGCAGAGCGCGAGGCGUCGGGGCCGACCGUGGUGGUCGCCGGAGACGGCACAGUCGUCUUCGCCGCGGGCGCACCCCUCGCUGCGGGCGAGGGGGUGGCUCUCGAGUACCAGGCACGCGGCAACGCAGCGCUGCUCCUCGACUACGGCUUCGCGGAGCCGCUCACGCCGCUCGCACCCGGCACAGAGCGUCUCGCGCUGCUGCACACGCGGGACGGCGCCGCGCCCGCGCGGCUCACCCUCUCUGCCGCGCGUCUCGACGGGCUCCUCGCCGCCGCUCGCGCCGCCGCGCGACGCAGCUGCGACGCGGCCAGCGCCGAGGCCAAUGAGCCCGCCUCCCUCGCUCUCCACGCGUGCAAUGCCAUCCUGGCCUCGUGCCGCGCGAAGCUCCGUGCGAUGCCGACCUCUCUGGAGGAGGACGACGCCAGCCUCGCCUCGUUGGGGCGGCCCGCUGGCGGAGCGUCGGAGGCGCUGCUCCGGCGGAGGCACGCGCUGCACUUCCGGAUGGGCCGGAAGCAGCUGCUCCGGGCCGUGAUGGCGCGCAUCGAAGAGGCGCUCCGAGACUCGCCGAGAUUGUCCGAGAUCGUCGAGCCACUCGCCGAGCGACGCGCGAGCAGCGAGCCCAGGGUUCGGCCUCCUGCCGUCCGAACAGAGGAGCCGCACGUUGUCGAACUCACGGUGCCAGAGGUGUGUUUCGACGCGCUGCAUGCCUCCUACUUAGACGCUCGCUGUCCUCGGUAUGCUCGAGCAUCCUAA